GUUUGGUUAAAAUAAAAAUAAUACAGUCCACUCAAACUCGGGAAUUAAACAUAUUAAUUCAUAACCAUAUCUUUGGUCUUUUUCGCCAGAUAAAGUAAUUGAUUAACAUGGAUCAAUUAAAACUACUGAAGGUAGCAGCCGUGCGAAGGCAAGCAUCACGCGUUUGCUAACGGCGUCACAAGAUCCACGUGCGGGAUCACCCUGGGAACUGGACGAAAUAACAGUGUCAUUGGAUAGGCUCAAUACCGUUUGGAAGGAAUUUGAGACACUCAGCGACAAAAUGGCCCUUUUCGAAGAGGAGGAGGGGUAUGUCGAUCCAGCCAUCGACAACGAGCGGUACGAAGACAAGUACUUGCAAGCAAACACCUUAUUUCACUCGCUAAAACGGGCUUGCGAACAAGCAAGGGAGAGCGAGGGGGAAAGCAACAACGGAAGACAGUCUGGCAACCUUGAUGAAGCCUCAUCUAUUGCAUCAGGGUUGGGAAACGAAAAUCUGGUUCGUUUUCUACAACAACAACAGGAGCUUAAUGAACGUUUGGCUGAGCAACAAACUACGUUUUUGCGGGCAAACUCGACAUCAAACGUAAUGCAGAACGAGUUGCCAAAAAUACACGAGCGAUGCGUGCAGGCGCUCGGCCUGGCGCGCUUGCCAUCACGAAUUUUGGUGUAGGGAAUUUCUUCGAUCAAGGCUGAGACCACUAGAGGCUGCAGCGCACUGGAUAUUCAGUCAAGAAUAUCAGAACACACAAUGAAGGUACGUGCCCACGUAAUCAGCAAAACUACCUCCACGUUGGCAAGACACAAUAUCAACGCCUCAGCACUUAAGGCGUUCGAUGGCUUGGAGCUUGCAGCUUCUGACUACCAAUCGUUGGCGCCAGUAGAUUUUCUCUUGGGCAGCGAUUGCGUUUGGACCGUGUUCACUGGUAAAAAGCUUUUCGACAGCCAGGGGAAGAUCAUCGCCAUUUCGACCAUAUUUUGAUGGGUCAUUACAUCGAUCGUGACUACAGGCUCUUCAUCUACAAAAACUAUGCACACGGCUAUUGACAUUGAUGCAUCACUUCGACGCUUUUGGGAGCUGGAGGAUGUCAACCAAGAACUUCAUCGCAAACCAGAGAACGAUGAAGUUGAACAGCACUUUUUGAAGACACACACAAGGGACCCCAAGGGAACACUCGCAAGAUUCAAGGGAGUAGAACGCCGUCUAAUGCAAGAUCCCAAUUUGCGCUCACAGUAUGUAAAGUUAAUGCAUGAGUAUCUCAACUUAGGUCACAUGCGAGAACUAUCGCCAGAAGACAUUGACAAGAAACCAAAUUUCUACUUGCCACAUCAUCCAGUAAUUACCCAAAAGUUAAGGAAAGUUUUUGACGGAUCAUUUAAGGAUUCUAACGGAAAUUCCUUGAAUGACCCGCUACACAUUGGUCCCAGUAUCCUGCGAAAAUAUCGUCAAAAUGUACAGACAAAUCUUGGUGGCUGCCAAGCAUUGUAGCUACCAGCGAUUUGUAUGGAGAGAUGAUGAAUGUUCGCCUAUCAAACACUAUGAACAGUCCACGGCAACAUACGGCACGUCUAGCGCACCAUUUUUGGCAGUAAGAGUUUUGGAUCAGUUAGUUCACGACCAUCAACACGAAUUUCCCACUGCUGCGAAAGUCGUAAAGAAGGAGUUUGAUGUGGACGACGUACUCACCGGAGCAUACUCAAAGGAAGAGCUCGUUUGCAAUCAAACUUAUGAAAUGUGCAGGCAUGAAGCUUGGAAAAUGGGUCUCAAACUCGCCACGCAUUUCUGAAGCAACGCUCACUUCCGAAGGAAAAGGAUUCCAUUCAACAGCGAAGGUUCUUGGCAUCCAUUGGGAUCCAAAGCAAGAUACGCUCUCAUUCAAAGUUUGCCUUUCAUCAAAUCCGAAGAACUAUAAGCGACAAGUGCUGUCUGACGUGGCACGCAUAUUUGACCCGCUGGGUGUCCUAUCGCCAUGGGUGGUACAAUUCAAAAUUUUGUUUCAAGAAUUGUGGCUUCUUGAUCUCGGCUGGGAUACGGAACUUCCUCCAAAAAUCGCUGAAUGGUGAAACAAACGCCGUAUCGACUUGAAUGCACUACAAGACCUACGUAUGCCAAGAUUUAUUGACAACAAGGAAAAUCACAUCGAACUGCACGGAUUUUCGGAUUCUUCUAUUAAGGCUAUUAGGCAGUUGUCUACAGCAGAUUAGUACGCGCGAAUGGUGCUGUUUCUGUGACAAUCAUAGCAGGAAAAACCAGAGUUGCUCCGCUGAAGCAGCAAUCACUACCGCGCCUCGAGCUGUGUGGAGCUCUGCUACUUAGUCGACUCAUUUCUUCAAUCAAAAAUGCUCUACAACACAAGGACAUACAUGCGUGGUGCGACUAAACCAUCGUUUUGGCAUGGCUUUCACACCCACCAUCGAAACAUUUGUGGCAAACCGAACGACAGAAAUACUUGAUACUAUACCUCACAAUGUCUGACAUCAUGUAAAUACUAAGGGAAAUCAAGCUGAUUGCGCCACUCGAGCAUGCUGGCUGCAGAACUCAUUCAUUUCGACCUGUGGUGGAUGGGUCCUCCAUGGCUGCAAGAUCAAGAAAAACUCGAGGUAAAGUUGAGCUGCCAAAAGUUCUGUUCUUCUAUUUCUUCCACCACACUGACUACUCAUGAAGAUAGCUCCCAGCUCAUCAAGCUUUCACCGAUCAUUAGCAGGGAUGGCCUUCUUCGAUUCGGUGGACGACUGGAUAAUUCACAAUUACCAGCUGAUGUCAAACACCCAAUUUUGCUUCCCAAAUCGCACAGCAUUACAAGGAUGAUUUUUGAACACGAACAUGCGUCAAAUCUGCACCCUGGAGUUUCAGCACUUUUUGUCAUUAUUCGCCAAAAAUAUUGGGUCUUUGGCGCACGCAACCUCAUAAGGAAUCUGGUGCACAAUUGCAUCAAAUGUUUUCGCCAACGAAAUCAAACAGCACAACAAUUCAUGGCCGAUCUACCGGAGAUUCGUAUUACAGAAGCACUUCCCUUCCAGCUCUCAGGCUGCGAUUACGCUGGACCAUUUAUUCUCAAGGAAAAAAGAGGGCGAAAUUCACGAAAACCUAAGGGCUAAAUAUGUCUGUUUGUCUGCCUCGUCACAUCAGCCGUUCACUUGGAACUGGCCACCGAUCUCAGCACAGACACCUUCAUAGCAUGUCUUCGUCGUUUCAUGUCCCUGCGUGGGAAAUGUUCUCAAAUCCUUAGCGAGAACGGGACGAAUUUUGUUGGUGCCAAGCGGGUUUUAGAUGAAAAGCAGUAACUUUUAUCUUCACAGAAGCAUCGUAAUACAGUAGCGUAAUCUUUGGCCACCGAUGGCAUAAAAUGGAAUUUCAUACCUCCACACUCGCCACACUGGGGCGGAAAAUGGGAGUCAGCGGUACGUUCUGUGAAAUUGCACCUUCGACGCGUCGUGGGAAAGACGAUCUUGACUUUUGAGCAAAUGCAAACUUUAAUCGCCCAGAUAAGCGCGGUUGUGAACUCAAGACCGUUGUGCUAUACACCUGACACUGACAUCACAUACUUGUCGCCAACCCACUUUCUUAUUGGAUGCCCAUUUACAACUGUUCCAGAGGGUGAGCUAACUCAGUUGCCAAUCAAUCGCAUGGACUAUUGGCAACAUUUGCAAUCCAUGUAUCAAGGAUUUUGGAAACGCUGGCACCAGGAAUACUUAACAUCGCUACAGCAACGUCACAAGUGGAACAGCAAGGAACGCAACAUUUCAGUGGACAACGUCGUGCUUGUAAAGGACUCAAAUCUUCCACCAGCAGCUUGGCAACUAGCCCGUGUGUUAGAAGCUCUUCCUGGACCAGAUGGAUUUGUACGCGCCGUGGAACUUAAGACAUCCACCGGAGAGAUGACUAGACCUAUCACCAGAGGAUUCAACGGUGACCAUCAGCAACAUUGCUCGUUUACAAGACACUCCAUGCGCUGAAUCUUCGUACAACGGAUCAGCUACUACUACACAGCCACAAGGGUACUCGUUCGCAACGCCAAAGGAUCAACACUUCCUGUCGGGUGCUUUUGGACAGUGGUUUGGAACUGUCAUACAUCUCCGAGCGAUGCGUGCAGGCGCUCGGCCUGGCGCGCUUGCCAUCACGAAUUUUGGUGUAGGGAAUUUCUUCGAUCAAGGCUGAGACCACUAGAGGCUGCAGCGCACUGGAUAUUCAGUCAAGAAUAUCAGAACACACAAUGAAGGUACGUGCCCACGUACUCAGCAAAAUUACCUCCACGUUGGCAAGACACAAUAUCAACGCCUCAGCACUUAAGGCGUUCGAUGGCUUGGAGCUUGCAGAUUCUGACUACCAAUCGUUGGCGCCAGUAGAUUUUCUCUUGGGCAGCGAUUGCGUUUGGACCGUGUUCACUGGUAAAAAGCUGUUCGACAGCCAGGGGAAGAUCAUCGCCAUUUCGACCAUAUUUGGAUGGGUCAUUACAUCGAUCGUGACUACAGGCUCUUCAUCUACAAAAACUAUGCACACGGCUAUUGACAUUGAUGCAUCACUUCGACGCUUUUGGGAGCUGGAGGAUGUCAACCAAGAACUUCAUCGCAAACCAGAGAACGAUGAAGUUGAACAGCACUUUUUGAAGACACACACAAGGGACCCCAAGGGGCGUUACAUCGUCGAACUUCCAUUUAAAGAUCCCAAUAAGCAGUUUUCGGAUACUCUUUAGGGAACACUCGCAAGAUUCAAGGGAGUAGAACGCCGUCUAAUGCAAGAUCCCAAUUUGCGCUCACAGUAUGUAAAGUUAAUGCAUGAGUAUCUCAACUUAGGUCACAUGCGAGAACUAUCGCCAGAAGACAUUGACAAGAAACCAAAUUUCUACUUGCCACAUCAUCCAGUAAUUACCCAAAAGUUAAGGAAAGUUUUUGACGGAUCAUUUAAGGAUUCUAACGGAAAUUCCUUGAAUGACCCGCUACACAUUGGUCCCAGUAUCCUGCGAAAGUUAGUCUCAAUUUGUAUCCGAUUUAGAAUGUUUAAGUUCGUCUUCUCCGCAGAUAUCGUCAAAAUGUACAGACAAAUCUUGGUGGCUGCCAAGCAUUGUAGCUACCAGCGAUUUGUAUGGAGAGAUGAUGAAUGUUCGCCUAUCAAACACUAUGAACAGUCCACGGCAACAUACGGCACGUCUAGCGCACCAUUUUUGGCAGUAAGAGUUUUGGAUCAGUUAGUUCACGACCAUCAACACGAAUUUCCCACUGCUGCGAAAGUCGUAAAGGAGGAGUCUGAAGCAACGCUCACUUCCGAAGGAAAAGGAUUCCAUUCAACAGCGAAGGUUCUUGGCAUCCAUUGGGAUCCAAAGCAAGAUACGCUCUCAUUCAAAGUUUGCCUUUCAUCAAAUCCGAAGAACUAUAAGCGACAAGUGCUGUCUGACGUGGCACGCAUAUUUGACCCGCUGGGUGUCCUAUCGCCAGUGGUGGUACAAUUCAAAAUUUUGUUUCAAGAAUUGUGGCUUCUUGAUCUCGGCUGGGAUACGGAACUUCCUCCAAAAAUCGCUGAAUGGUGGAACAAACGCCGUAAGGACUUGAAUGCACUACAAGAGCUACGUAUGCAAAGAUUUAUUGACAACAAGGAAAAUCACAUCGAACUGCACGGAUUUUCGGAUUCUUCUAUUAAGGCGUAUUCGGCCUGUGGUGGAUGGGUCCUCCAUGGCUGCAAGAUCAAGAAAAACUCGAGGUAAAGUUGAGCUGCCAAAAGUUCUGUUCUUCUAUUUCAGAAAACCAUGGUAAAGAAGAGGUGAAGACCUCCACACUGACUACUCAUGAAGAUGGCUCCCAGCUCAUCAAGCUUUCACCGAUCAUUAGCAGGGAUGGCCUUCGGUGGACGACUAGAUAAUUCACAAUUACCAGCUGAUGUCAAACACCCAAUUUUGCUUCCCAAAUCGCACAGCAUUACAAGGAUGAUUUUGGAACACGAACAUGCGUCAAAUCUGCACUCUGGAGUUUCAGCACUUUUUGUCAAUAUUCGCCAAAAAUAUUGGGUCUUUGGCGCACGAGUUACCGUACCGGUACCAUCGACUAUGCCACCGCCUAAACCUCCCCGUGUUACCCUCUUCCAAGUGGACAGUGACCGACAGCUAGCCGUUCGUUGUCCCACAUAAGAUGCACAUAAGAAAUGCAACAUCAGCACAAGGCAGGAUGUUGCUAAACGACACCCACUCAGCAGAGCUCCAGAAAAUACCUUGUUAGCAUUUACUCACCCACACAUACAUAAUUGUAAACACAUAAAAUUCUUUGGCGGAGGUUUGAUUUGAAUCUCAAGCCACAAUAAAAAACUAUUCCGUUUGGAACAACCAAA
Molecule: messenger RNA, 6313 nt
Organism: Drosophila gunungcola (fruit fly)
Lineage: Eukaryota; Metazoa; Arthropoda; Insecta; Diptera; Drosophilidae
Exons: 3
Coding region: 4731-5696 (321 amino acids)
Source: RefSeq, a predicted model, not a curated record